UUGGAUUGUGAACUGAAGACUGGAGUCCUUGUCCUUCUCGGAUUCGGACUGCUUAAGGCCACAGAGAAAGUUAGUCGCGGCGACGUCGUUUGGAGCUGGAUUAAAGGUCUCGGCUGGUUAAGUUUGGUGCGGCGCCGUUUCCUCUUGAGUCAGUCGAAUAAAGUCAAACACUGCGUUUUGGCAAACUGUUCUUUUGAUACUUAUUGUUUUUUUGUUGUUCUUUGAGUCCUGUCUUGUGGUCAAUUUGACCGUUGUAAUUUGUUAGGAGUUAGCAGCUGAUUAGUAGGUAAGCUGUUAGUCAUGGAGGGUUUGAGGCCGGAUCUUGUGGCUCAACCCUAGCUAUUUAAGCAUCUCAUUGCUAUCAAUAAACA
Messenger RNA from Linum tenue, 371 nucleotides. The record is from the annotation of a GenBank genome assembly. NCBI's taxonomy places the organism in Eukaryota, Viridiplantae, Streptophyta, Magnoliopsida, Malpighiales, Linaceae.